Molecule: messenger RNA, 996 nt
Organism: Lutzomyia longipalpis
Lineage: Eukaryota; Metazoa; Arthropoda; Insecta; Diptera; Psychodidae
Exons: 2
Coding region: 225-950 (241 amino acids)
Molecular function (GO): N-acetyltransferase activity
Source: RefSeq, a predicted model, not a curated record
UUUAGUGAUCAAAUUAACCCCAAACAUGAUCCCCGACGGUUCCUUUUGAAUUUAAACAAAGUUGUGAAAUUAUGUAUAGUAGACAUGAGAUAACUUUUCGUAAGUUAUGGUUCCCACGCAUGCUUUUUAUCAUUGCGCACCUCUAUUAUCUAUUUAUAGGUUUAGUAUAAAAAGUUGCGCAGAGUUCAGUCCACAAGAAAUCAGACAACAAGCUGAACACAAAAAUGACGUGGGAACGUCCAGUCAGUAUUCCUUUUCCUCAAAAUUGGUGCAGUUUCAGUGCAAAAGAUCCUGAAUCGGGAGGAAUUGCUAAGUACAAAGUUACCGAUCUCAGUGAGGAUAAAUUUGAAGAAGCUGUGGAUCUCAUGGUUAAAUACUUUUUACCUGAUGAAGUGAUGUGCCAAUCAUUGGAUCUCUUAAAUGAUGAAGACUCCUUAAAGGAAAUGAAAGACAUGUGGUGGGAAAUUUUACCUCAAAAGGUCUCACUUGUUUGCUACAAAGAGGGUUCCAAUGAAAUUUGUGGACUUAAUAUGUUAGAAAUGUCCGAAAAGAGCGAUUCACCUCCACUAUAUUUACAACAGCUCAAAGGAAAAAGCCUAAAGGGUAUAGCUACUGUAGCUGAAUUUUUAAAAGAAAAAGCCAAUAUUUACGAACGUUACAACGUUGAUAGGCAGCUCUAUGGAUUAGGUCUUCUAACUCUGCCUAAAUAUCGAGGAUGUGGGAUUGCGACUGAGCUUUUGAAGGCGAGAUUCCCUUUGAUGAAAGCUCUGGGCGUAAAACUUACGGGCACAGUAUUUUCAGGACCUGGUUCUCAGGGAGCUGCAAGGAAAGCAGGAUUUACGGAUGAUUUUGUAGCCACUUAUGAGGAAUUAGGAAAAAAUGAACCCUUUGUGGAGUUUUUAAAUACCUCGUGGCCUGUAGUGAAAUUUAUGUGCUAUUAUUUAAAAUAAUGUGAAAUUUUUAAUCUUUUUUAUAAUUAAAAAAAUGUCUAGUGUU